CUCUCAGUGCAGGUGAUUGUUAGCAGCAGUGAGGGAAUCACCGCUCUUCUCUCUCAACGCUCCUCCAGUGCUCUACAGACCUUCAUUACUCCGGUCUGUCGACGUGAGACGCGGAUGACAAAGUUGAAAUCGCAGGUGCACGAAUCGAACAGUCCAUUUGCAGACGUUUCAACGAAGAAGAGUGAUUAUAUCGCGAGUUUUUCUGUAAUGGCUUUAUGAGGUUGUGUGUGAGAUCUCUGGGAACAAUCGUGAGCAGAAUGCAUAGACACGCAACAAGAGAGACCUUCCUCGUCCUCUUCCUCAUUAUCAGCAUGACAUGGCCCAUACAUUCAGAGAUCUCCAACUGCGUCAUCAAACGUGAGGAGGAGAGAUGCUUGGAGCUAAUUGCCCUGCAUGACCCUAUAGAUGAUGAAAAGUUUGAGUGUCCGUGGGAGUGGGACAAUCUGACCUGCUGGGAGGCGACCAGUGUCGGCAAGGUCGUGGAGGUCAACUGUCCCGAGCUCUUCGAUUUCAUGAGUCCAGAGGAAGGGCCUGGCAAGAUCAGCAGAAACUGUACAGAGUUCGGUUGGUCUGAACCGUAUCCACACUAUGUUGAUGCCUGUAUGAUUGGUGAAAACACAACCAAACCUGACAUGUACUAUGCGUCUGUGAAAGCUCUCUAUACGGUGGGCUACAGCACGUCUCUGGUGUCUCUGACCACAGCUAUGGUCAUUCUCUGCCGCUUCCGGAAGCUUCACUGCACCAGGAACUUCAUCCACAUGAACCUGUUUGUGUCCUUCAUACUGAGAGCCAUCUCUGUGUUCAUUAAAGACGGGGUCCUGUAUGCUGAGGAGGACAGCGACCACUGCUUCGUUCAUACUGUGGGCUGUAAGGCAGUGAUGGUCUUCUUCCAUUACUGUGUGAUGUCAAACUACUUCUGGCUCUUCAUCGAAGGUCUUUAUCUCUUCACGCUUCUGGUGGAAACCUUCUUUCCUGAAAGACGCUACUUCUACUGGUACACCAUCAUCGGCUGGGGAACGCCCACCAUUUGUGUGACCAUAUGGGCCGUUCUGCGCCUUCAUUUUGAUGAUUCUGGUUGCUGGGACAUGAAUGAUAAUACUGCCCUCUGGUGGGUGAUAAAGGGACCCGUUGUGGCAUCAAUCAUGAUUAAUUUUGUCCUCUUCAUUGGAAUCAUCAUAAUCUUGGUGCAGAAGCUGCAGUCUCCAGACAUCGGCGGGAACGAGUCCAGCAUCUACCUCAGCUGUGCACAGAAAUGCUUCAGUGAGCCCGCACAGGCCGCCCAGCAUUCGUGCAGGAUUUCAGAGCUUUCUACCAUCACGCUGCGUCUGGCGCGCUCCACCCUGCUCCUCAUCCCUCUGUUCGGAAUCCACUACACUGUUUUUGCCUUCUCCCCAGAGGAUUUCAGCAAGCGGGAGCGACUGGUCUUUGAGCUGGGCCUGGGCUCCUUCCAGGGCUUUGUGGUUGCCGUGUUGUACUGCUUUCUGAAUGGAGAGUUUCUCCCUAAAGGUGCAGUCGGAGAUAAAGAGGAAAUGGAGGAGUUGGACGGUGAACAGGUACUUUGCUGUGGACCUGAAGCAGCAGCGUCACCCUUCGCUAGCGAGCAGUGGGGUGAACGGGGGGACGCAGCUGUCCAUCCUCAGCAAGAGCAGCUCACAGAUACGCAUGUCCAGCCCUCUGGCCGAGACGGUCAACCUCAACCUGCCCACCUGAGCGCCUGAUUGGCCAGUCCGUCCAUAAGCCCCGCCCUCCAACUCACCCUCUUCACCUGCAGUAGGGCCGACCAAUCACAAUUAGUUAAGAACAAGUAAUAAUUCAUUAAAUCGCUGGAUAGAAUUUAAAGAUUCCAAACAAGUUCCGGAAUGUGUCACCCAACAAUUCGUCCAGGGAAAUAUUUAAAGUGCCAAAACUAUUUAAAGCUUAAAAGUUUUAAUUCAGGUUAGGAAGUUCUUUGACCAUAACGCAACUUUUUGAAGGCUUUCAAAUUAAUCUAAUAAGUACAUAACAAUACAAGCAUAAAAUAAUGUUAUUUUUAAUCAAUCAUAAUGCAGAACAGGGGCUGUAUGAUUCACACCGCAAUGCCAAAAUACGAUUGCGGCGGAAAUUAGGGUGAAUUUUCAUAUCGCAUUUUGAGCCAUAGAGAAUGUGAACAUUUGUGGUUAGAAUGUAGUCAGAGAAACAUCAAUCCAUCCAACAGCACAUUGCUUUCUAGUUUAACUGUAAAUCAGAUAUCAGAGAGAGAGACGGGUUACAUUUCAGUGUUAUGAUCAAAUAUAAUAAUAUAAAGUGCCAAAACAUGAAUAUUUCAGUAUUGGUUUAUCUGCAAGCUACUGUGUUUAUCAGAAGUACACUAUAAAAGAAAUGUACAGACUUGGUGUUGCUCGUUCAGAUGCUGUGUAUUUAUUAAUUAAAUGUUCUCCACCGAGAGAUUGUAAAACAUAUUUUUUUACAAUCAGCCGUAAGUACAGAGUAUGUCAACAAUUUAACGACUUAUGAAUGACUCAUGAAUUUAGAUUAUAUGUAAAUGUUGUUAUGGUUUUGUGAUUUAGCUUUUGGCCAGUGUUAUCUUAUUGUCAUGCGAAUGGUUUGUAACUACAGAGCCAAUAUCAGCAAAUCAAGGAUUGUCAAAAAAUAGUUCUGCAAACAAUUCCCUGUUCUGAAGUGCCUGAUGGUCACAAAAAUAGCUUUGAUGAAUCUACUCUAAGCAACUAGUGCCAAGCAGUGUUGAUUUAAUUAUUAGUCAUUUAAAAGUGCAGAUUAACAGAUUCAGUGUUCAGGUUUGCUUUUAAAAUCUUAAAUUUCUUCAUAGUAGGAAUAUAUAAUUUUUUACGCCGUAUUAGAGUGCAUACAGUAUAGACAUUUCUAGAGCUUUGAGAUGCGUAGAUCAAUGUCAUUACGUUUCUGUCAGGUGCAUUAUAAAUGCUUUUAGGGCUGACAUUUGAACUGUGAGAGAAAUGAGACAUUUGAGUGAGAUGUGAAAGUGUUAAAAGAUAUUUCAACCAAAAAGGUUGAUUCUGUCGUAAUGUACUCGCCUUCAUGUCAUUCCAAACCUGAUUUUUUUUUUUUUUUUAUGUUUGUACUCUUAGACUGAUAAAGUAAAGAAUGGUAAGCCCCAAAAUGACUAAAAGCAUCAUUUUAGUACCAUAAAAUAUCAUAUGAAUGACUUUUAUGUUGUUGUAUUCACAUUAAGAGCUUGACAGCUGGUGAUCAAUAUAUGUUGCAUGGUAACAAGUAAAGUAUGCUAGUUUUGAAAUGGCAUGAAGAAGAGUAAAUGAUGACAGGUUUUGAUUCAUUUUUGAGAGAAUGCUUUUAAUACUUGAGAGACAGGUAACCCCCAACCCUUUACAAGUACAAUAUCUGAUGUCAAUCUAUGAAUCCAACCAAAUUUACUGCAUCACCACUGAAUGACAAUCAUAAUUAGUUAUCAUCACUCACAUUUUACAUCAGUGUGCAAAGUGGCAAGAGUCUCUGCUAAAAGUGUUGUUUAUACAGUAUUAUUCUCUGCCAUGAGUGUUUAUAUAAGUUAAAGAUGCACAUGUGCCAGUAAAUGAUGGAUGUACCAGCACUCUCUCUUUAUUUUGAAAUGCAACAUGCUUUUGUUGCAGCUCAUAGUUGUUGGUGAAUCACAUGGCAGAGUCGAGGUGAUUAUUGAAAUGUACAGUAAAGUGAUGGUUGUGUAGAUCGCACAGAUCUUUUAAAAAAAUGUGGGGAAGAUGUAUACGUUUUUCCUUUGGUUGUUGUUUUGAAGUUGAAGUGUGUAAUUUGUGUGCCACUAUCGUCAUCAGCAAAUGAAAAUGCAAAAAUAAUGACAGAAGGUUUCGAAUGCUCCUCAUCUUUCAUUGGCCGGAUUAAACAUAGCCCUGCCCCCUCACGCAAUUAGUUGAGAUGCAGUGCGUUUUUCUUUAA
Molecule: messenger RNA, 3903 nt
Organism: Carassius carassius (crucian carp)
Lineage: Eukaryota; Metazoa; Chordata; Actinopteri; Cypriniformes; Cyprinidae
Product: pituitary adenylate cyclase-activating polypeptide type I receptor-like
Exons: 15
Coding region: 216-1718 (500 amino acids)
Biological process (GO): cell surface receptor signaling pathway; adenylate cyclase-modulating G protein-coupled receptor signaling pathway
Cellular component (GO): plasma membrane; neuron projection
Molecular function (GO): vasoactive intestinal polypeptide receptor activity; G protein-coupled peptide receptor activity; peptide hormone binding
Source: RefSeq, a predicted model, not a curated record